Molecule: messenger RNA, 6980 nt
Organism: Helicoverpa zea (corn earworm)
Lineage: Eukaryota; Metazoa; Arthropoda; Insecta; Lepidoptera; Noctuidae
Exons: 15
Coding region: 538-4230 (1230 amino acids)
Molecular function (GO): protein binding
Source: RefSeq, a predicted model, not a curated record
AGUCGCGAACGACCAAAAACCCGCGCUGCCCUCCCAGAGAGCUUCCCGCAGGAAAAGCGCUCGGGAGAGGAAAUUGCGCGCUUGCACCGCCCCGACACUCGACCCCAGUGAAAAUCGAUGCUGUGAUCUAUCUGCGACACGGACAAAUUAAAACCAUCGACGUCGAACUCAUUAGACGGUGCAAUUCCGCGCAAUCGACACACACGAGCACUUAUGCAAUCGUUUUCAACAGCAGUCGCCUGCUUACAGUGUGAUGUUCAGUAAUCAUUUUACAGUGCGUGAAAGUGACUUGUGUGCUGUGCCUGACAUAUGGACGUAGCCUUUAACCAUGCUUCGUUAUUUAUUUCUGUUCGGAAAACAAAAUUGACAUUGGUGCUAUUUUGAAGUGAAUGCCGGAUUGUUUUGGUUGGCAAUGCGCCAGAAUGUAUAAGAACAGCUGACUGUAAACAAACAAUUUGUGACUAUAGAGGACAAUAGUUUGCAUAAUAUUUAAAUAUUUCCUGAUUCCACACAUACUCACUGUGAAUUUACAAAAUAAUGAUGGCGGGAAAAGACGAUUCUAGUGAUAGUGACGGCCCGAUAAUAGAUGAUAACAUUAUUCGCAUACAAUUAAGAAAACCGAGUCAAAGGAAAUGGGAAUUGCGGACGCGAAAUCUUUCCCCUGGGGUGAGAUUUCCGACAGUACAACUUUUUGAUUGCGAUGGAAAUCUCCUCGUUGAAACAAAUGAUGAAAACGUAUCUAUUAAGAGUUCUGAUUUUAACGAUUAUUUAUUAAAACCAUCACAAUCUUUAAAAGAGAAAGAUUUCCGACAUAUCAUAGCCCGUAAACCUGUAAAGAAACACAAUACAAUAUCAGGUGACAAAGUAUAUACUCGCGUUUAUAGAACACCAGUCGUCGUCAAUGGUUGUGCAAAAAAUAUUAAUGAACGCUUUAUCAUACGAAACAGUAACAGUGUGUCAAACAUUCCGUGUAAACUCACAUUAAACAACUUUACUAAUUUACAAACAAAUAGCCUCGAGACCAGCCCUUUUCACUCGGAAGGUCUGAGUGAAAUAAGCAGUUACAAAAGUUCUGACAACGAAACUUGCAACGAUAUAAAUCAAACGUCCAAAACAGAUAAAGAAAAUCUGGAAAUACAGUCUGAAAAUUUAAUUGAUACUCCCAACAGUCCCUUCUCUUCACUUUCUUCGUUGAGUGAAAUUAAUCAGGUAAUCGAAGACGUGCCAUCUAACAAGGAAAACGAACCAGAUCUGACACUUCAUAAAUCUCGUUCUUUCAAUGACGCAACUCUGACCGGGUGUACGAAAGGAUGCGAAAAUGAUAAUCUGCUGCGUUCUAAAUCUGGUAUUGUAUACAAUCCCCCACACAAUAAAAUAUCUUUCCUGAACACUUACUUAAAAAGCUUACAAGCUCGAGUGAGCUCUAAUCCGGAUUGGUUUGCUCUACAUCGCCGCCGAACAAUCGAAUAUGCCCCAAAUUCACGUUCAGCGGCUAAGCGUCAGGAAUUUGCAAAGAUAGCCUCUGAAAAGCGUUCCACCUGCAGAAUAGGAGAUAAUACACCGUCGGAAAAUGAAUCCAUUAAUAUAGCGGCGGACGACGCAGUCCAUUCUGAAAUGAGGAAACGUUUGAAAAUGUAUAGACGUGGUAUAUCAGAGAUCGCGCCUAAGCACAGGAACACGAGUGUAUUUACGAAAACGAGAAGACAUUCCGUGAGUGGCACGUUUCAAGUCGUUCAUACUUCCUCGUCGGAGAGUGUGGACGAAGCUGACGUAGUACUUAACCGCUUGAAGAGGAGGAUACUCAGGAAUAAGUUGAGAGAGAAAAGACGGAGCCUCGGCGCGAAGUUUCAAUUCAGUCAGAACAACUGCAGACGUGACAGUGUUGAGAAGGAAGGUUGGCGCGAUGCGGGCGGCGGGGCCCCCGUGAGGUCCCGCCAAGCUAUGGGCUCAAACAUCAGCCAGCACUCCGCCAAAGGGUUAAAGGGGCGGCGCGCGCGUUCCAGCGGCGACCUCUGCAAUGGCGACACCAAGUCUCAGACAGAAUCGUCCGUCUGCGGGUCCGUGGUCGGCGAUGUUAUGGGCUGGAACCGGUCGUUGCCGAACCAUCUAGACGGCAACCGACACUUGGCCGACUACAGCCGAGUAAACAACAAUUACGGCGAGUUCGGGACCUACAACCGCUGCCAUCCGAAGGGAGGACGCGGCCUGCGGUACAGAGUUAGCAAAUCCGGUUCUGACGCCGAGCCAGUCUGGAAGCUCCAAGACCCCGGGUUCGACCAGGGCUACGGAUCAGAGCGGUCACCAGAAGACGACUACGUUCCUCCCAUAGCUCCGGCUGUAUCGCUGGAGGCCUAUGAGGCAGAACUGAGAGCUAUCUACCCGUUCAUCAAUGAUGAAAACUGCUUCACUGUAGUAGUAGAAAAAGAUGGCCGUGGUCUGGGCAUGUCAGUGUGUGGCGGCGGUGGCCUGGUGAGGAUCCGAAGACUGUACCCCCCUCAGCCCGCGUGGAGGACCGGGCGCCUGGCCCCCAAGGACCUGCUCCUAUCCGCCAACGGAGUACCCCUAGCCGGACUCAGCACCUACGAAGCCCUCGAGGUGCUCCGGACGGCCGCGGCGCGGGUGGAGCUGCGCGUGUGCCGGCCGCCGACAGACGUGGUCGACAGCGUCACGCCGCCGGAGCCGCCGACGCCGCCGGCCCGCACCCCCCACCCGCCCCACCUCCCGCCGCUAGACCCCCUCAACUGUCACCCUAUGCAUGCCAGGCUGUCUCAGACGACAAGCAGUGCGACGACGUCGUCGUCGGAGGGGCGCGGGCGGCGCGAGGCCAGCCCGGAGCCCGACCGGCGCAACCUGCGACUGCCGGACCUCGAUCGGCCGCUGCCCGUUUACGACGUGCAGUACGGGGAUGACGGAUCAGUGGAAUUUGACAUCGUAAUGACGAAGGUGAAUGGAUCUCUGGGCUUCACGCUUCGGAAGGAGGAUCACAGUGCGUUGGGCCAUUACGUCAGAGCGCUGGUGAGGGAACCUGCCCUCAGCGAUGGCAGGAUACAGCCUGGUGAUAGGAUUGUUGCUGUGAACGACACUGCGAUGUCCAACAUGUCUCAUGCUGAGGCGGUAGCGUUCCUGCGCGCAUGCGGCGCCGAGGUGCGCCUGCGACUGUACCGAGAUCACGCAGCCACGCCGCUAUCUCCGAUGUCUCCGAGGGAAGAGCCCACGGAUUCGGACGCACCUAUGAAUAGGCCUAAACCCCCGCUAAGGCCUGAAGCAGUAUCAAUGUUAUGCGACCUGGCGGCGCGGCGCCUCACCCCGGACGCGGCAGACGGGUCCCGCUCCCCCUGCCUCUCCCCCCGCAAGUACCGCAAGCUCACCAAGGAAAACAACCAUUACGAACAACCCAAUGAUGUUCCAAGUUCCAACAAAGUAGAACACGGUUCGGAACAUACAGAAGUGGUUCAGGAGUCGCGGCGGCCGGGCCGGACUGUGUCCCUCGCCAGCCCCACCGCACCACCCACUUGUAGAAAACAAAAGUUGAGCCUGACAGUGCCUCCCCACGGUUACGAGUUGAACAACUUGGACAAUGACACGUUAGAUGCUCCAAACUACCAGGAAGAUAUGUCACGCCAGAGGUAUCAGGAGCCAGUGUUCCCAGUGGACUCUGACGAGCCGGUGUCGAUGCCAGUCGAAUUACUGAGCGACGAGGCGCGCUUCAAGCACGCGAAUCCUGCGUAUCAAAGCGCUGUGCUCCAUACAACUAGCAGUGAUGGUCACACUACCAGCUCUGAAGGACAUAAAGAUGAUGGCAACGGUUUGAAGAAAUGGAAAGGUGUCGCAUUGUCUCCUGACAACGAGCGCAAGGUGAAGACGGAACCUCCCCCCCUGCCCAAACCUAAAGAAAUUGAUCCCGUCCAAAAAGAAAACGUCAAGCCUGAAACUCCUAAAGACAACACGUGCAAUGAACCUACGAUAGUAACAGUGGAACUGAACCGUGGCUGGAACAGUCGGCUCGGGUUCAGCGUGCAGAGCCACCCCGAGUCUGGACAGAGCUACAUAUCUGCAGUUUACAAUGAUAGCGUGGCUGCGAGGGAUGGACGGCUUAGGCGCGGUGAUGUUAUAUUGCAGGUAAACGACGAGAACGUAACAUCAAUGAAGACCCCAGAAGUGAUCGACCUGCUGCGAAUACUGAGAGGCUCUAUUUGUAUCACUGUACUGCGGCCGCCGAACCCACAGUGAACAUAUACAAACAUUUUGUUGGAUGAAGCUUACCCCCGGGCCCGCGAGACCGGGCCUGGCAGGAAAAGUGGAUGAUAUCUCGUCGGUGAAACCGAGCAUGUUACCCAACACGGGAACAAAGCACCCUGCAAGAAAAUUAAAUAAGUUGAUUAAAAUGAAUCUCUUCCCAAAGCAAUGAUAAACAUUGCACAUCGAUUGUACCUUCAUGACAUUUAUUACUUCUUACAAAUCCAAUUUAAUCGUUAAACAAUUGAAACGCAAUCAGUACCUAUCAUGAAAAUAAAACAGACCACAACUAAGUCUACGCGAUUAUUAAAUGUUUUCUUAUAUAAUUUGCUAUUCAAGUAUUAUAAUGCAUUAUUGUGAUCAGUAUGAUAAAGGAAUGAUUCGGUUAAAUCAUGUAUUUUUUUAUAAUAUAUUACGAUUAUAUUUUAAAUCAAAGCUUCAUUAUUGAAUCUUGCAUAUGAUUGUAAAUAAUCCAUUCAGUCGAAUACACGCUGUUUUGUUAAAGUUCCUAAUAGUGGAUCGUGCUAAUCUUUGCCGUCGUAAAUUAUAUUUCAUAUACUUGAUAAGUUACCUAAUAAAAUAAUUUAUUUUCGGAAAAGAUCUCUGUAGCUAUCUCAUAGACAAUUUAUUAGGAAAAUAUAUAAAUCUAUUGAUAUAAAUACAUCAUUAUAUUUAUUUAUCUAUCUUACCCGACCAAUAUAGAUACUCAAAGAUAGUCUAACGAAUAAUGAAAAAAGUAUUUUUAUUUUAUAUGUACACUAUGGUUGAAAGGCAAUAAGCGGCUUUUAUUUCAGAAUUAAUAUAUUAUGACUAUUAAAAUUAUGGAACUUUAAAGUUAUUAUAUUCUUAUUAGAAAAUGAAUUACAGAGUAGAAUUUCUAAAUGUAAGCGACAAGUUAAGGCAUCUGGCGGCCUAUAUUUGUGCAAAUAUAAAGUCCCUUGACUAAUAAAAAGUAGACUAUGUUAUUGUAGAAAAUAUUGAAAUGUCAUGAAGUAUAGCAUUCCAAGAGGUUAGCCUUUGUAAAUAAUGUAAAGUUAAAAGACAGUUUAUGUAGUCAUUGUGAAGUCGCGUUAUGUGCAAUUGUCAAAUGCAACAAACUGCAAAAUGUCGCUUAGGUUUUUUUUAUUUGUGAAUAAUAUUUUGCUCAAAUAUAUUUGUAGUCAGAACACAAUGGUUACUUUGAUGAUUGCCCGUAACGUUUUAUUAACAUGUUUGUAGCGUCACAGGAUUUGUGUACCUUACGAGUAAACGUAUUGAGUGACGAAUUGCAUGCGACCAAAUGCAGAUCCCUGGUCUAUACAGAUAAAAGUACACGUUUGUCGAUAAGCGCUAAUGCGACAAACUAAAACCCUUGAGUUAAAUUGCUAUUACGAUUAUAAAUGAAUGCAUUGUACGCUAUACUUCCUAUAGGCACUGAAUAUAAAUUCUAGUCAAAUCUAAAUUUUAAUUGAAAUUAUUACACAGUUAGCCUUUGAGAAAUAUAAUAUUGACGUAAAACAGUAGUUAAAUUAUAUUCUUACAUAAAUAAAUAAAUAAAAUAUUAUACAAUAUUCACUCUUUGAUUUCUCAUAAGGUGUCUAUUUGUUAUGAACUUGAAAGAUUUUAUCAACAAAUCUAUUUGAAUAUUAACGAUACUAGCAUAAGCUGAUAGAAAUAAAUUGUUUAGAGAAAAAGUAUAAUGAAUCAUUACCCAUAAAUCAAGCUGAACGAAUCAAUCAACUGAUAUUCUAAAGUAAUUGUGAUGGAAUUGUGUUAGUUUAACCGUGUAACGUAUACUAGAGGUAAAUAAUGUGCAACCGCAGUAGAUGUGAAAUGGCCCAGCGCACCCAUAGCUAUGUACGUACAUAUUGAUUUCUUCACCCAUUAGUUUAAUGGUAGGUAUCUGAAUGUUAAGUUUCUUGUCAGCCAUCUUCUUUCCGAAUUAAUUAUUUAUAUCAUCAUACACAUAUAUACACAUAAUGCGAUAAAACUACUUCUUAUAAAGAAUAUAAAAUGCCUUAGAUCAACUACUGCCUUGACCUUAUGAUAUUUAAAAAACAUUAUUUUCAACCAUUCGCAAACAUUGUAUUGACACUUAAUUUUGAAGAUAUAAAAAACUACGAUUUGAAGACUAUGAGAAUACUAUCGUCACAAAACACGCGAUGUUAUUGGUCAGUUGACUAGCCACGACUAGGAAGCACGCACGACAUCCCUUAGAAAGUACUCUUGUCACGACUAUUCGUGACACAUAUCUUGUCACUAAAUGCGUGACCAAUAUGGACAGGACCUGAGGAACAAGAAACCUAUCCCAUUAGCAACUCCAAGCUUAUUUCUCACUAGCUCAAAGCUGGCAGUAAAAUAUCGCUGACCAUUGUCUUCACGAUUAACGAAAUAUUGCUAAACUUUUCAAAAUGUUACAUAAGAAAAGAAAUUCCUAAGAAGCAAAAACUAGUUGUUUCAUAAAGUGGGAUAGAUGUCUAAAACUGAUAAUAAUUAACCUUGAUAAGUAAAAUAUGCCACUGUCAUAUUUGGAAAGUAUUCUGAUAGUCUUUAACUACAUUAUUUGAUUUCUUCUAAAUGAUAAAUUAAUUCCAUAAUUGCACAUCGCCUACUAGUCGAUCAUGCCUUAACAAAGUCUGGGCCGUAAUCGUUGUGACGUUGAUAUUAUUUCACCGAGUAUCGUGUCAGUCAUAGAAAUAUUAAUGGAAUGUACGAUAAACUUAAUUACCUUACUAUGAUACGAAUAAAAAUAUGAAAUUAAAUUA